This is a messenger RNA of Heterocephalus glaber (naked mole-rat), 3595 nucleotides long. RefSeq names its product leucine rich repeat and Ig domain containing 4 (gene Lingo4). Gene Ontology annotation, molecular function: protein binding. Lineage: Eukaryota; Metazoa; Chordata; Mammalia; Rodentia; Bathyergidae. The record is from RefSeq and is a predicted model, not a curated record.
AUCUGCUAGUCCAGAGCUCGGACACUGGGUCAGAGCUGAGGCCUGCGUGUUCCCCAGCCUCCAGCGACUCCGUCAAGGACUCAAGAGGGGAUGGACGCGGCCACAGCUCCAAAGCCAGCCUGGCCCCCAUGGCCUCCCCUCCUUUUCCUGCUCCUCCUGCCUGGAGCGGGCAGUGCCAGCUGCCCUGCCGUGUGUGACUGCGCCUCCCAACCCCGGGCAGUGCUCUGUGCCCACAGGCGGCUGGAGGCUAUCCCUGGGGGUCUCCCACCGGACACUGAGCUCCUGGACCUCAGUGGGAACCACCUGUGGGGGCUUCAGCAGGGCAUGCUCUCCCGCCUGGGCCUGCUUCGGGAACUGGACCUCAGCUACAACCAGCUCUCCACCCUUGAGCCCGGGACCUUCCACGGCCUGCAGAGCCUACUCACACUGAGGCUCCAGGGCAAUCGCCUCCGCAUCAUGGGGCCUGGGGUCUUCUCAGGCCUGUCUGCCCUCAUUCUGCUGGACCUCCGCUUCAACCAGAUCGUCCUCUUCCUGGAUGGAGCCUUCGGGGAGCUGGGCAGCCUCCGGCAGCUGGAGGUUGGGAACAACCACCUGGUGUUUGUGGCUCCCGGGGCCUUCACAGGGCUGGUGCAGCUGAGCGCCCUCACAUUGGAGCGAUGCAACCUCAGCAUGGUGCCUGGCAUGGCCCUCGCCCGCCUCCCAGCUCUGGUGGCCCUUAGGCUCCGAGAACUGGAUAUCGAGAGGCUGCCUGCCGGGGCGCUGCAGGGGCUGGGGCAGCUGAAGGAGCUGGAGAUCCACCACUGGCCAUCCCUGGAGGCUCUGGACCCGGGGAGCCUGGUGGGGCUCAAUCUGAGCAGCCUGGCCAUCACUCACUGCAAUCUGAGCUCCGUGCCCUUCCAGGCACUGUACCACCUGAGCUUCCUCAGGGCGCUGGACCUAUCUCAGAACCCAAUCUCGGCCAUCCCAGCCCGAAGGCUCAGCCCUCUGGUGCGGCUCCAGGAGCUCCGGCUGUCAGGGGCUGGCCUCACCUCCAUUGCCGCCCACGCCUUCCAUGGCCUGACUGCCUUCCACCUCCUGGACGUGGCAGAUAACAACCUUCAGACUCUGGAGGAGUCGGCUUUCCCUUCACCUGACAAACUGGUCACCCUCAGGCUGUCUGGCAACCCCCUCACUUGUGACUGCCGCCUCCUCUGGCUGCUGCGGCUACGCAGCCACCUGGACUUUGGCUCGGAGCCCCCUGCCUGUGCCGGCCCCCAGCAUGUCCAGGGGAAGAACCUGAGGGAAUUUGCGGACAUCCUGCCUCCAGGCCACUUUACUUGCAAACCAGCCCUGAUCCGAAAGUCAGGGCCUCGGUGGGUCAUUGCAGAGGAGGGAGGAUACGCUGGUUUCUCCUGCUCGGGAGAGGGAGACCCAGCCCCCACCAUCUCCUGGAUGAGGCCUCAGGGGCCUUGGCUGGGAAGGGCUGGGAGAAUUAGGGUCCUGGAGGACGGGACACUGGAGAUCCACUCGGUGCAGCUACGGGACCGGGGGCCCUAUGUCUGUGUGGUCAGCAAUGCGGCCGGGACCGACUCCCUAAGGACCUGGCUGGAAGUAAUCCAAGUUGAACCACCAAAUGGCACUCUCUCUGACCCCAACAUCACCAUGCCUGGGAUCCCAGGGCCUUUCCUUCUGGACAGCAGGGGAGUGGCCAUGGUGCUAGCAGUUGGCUUCCUCCCCUUCCUCACCUCAGUGACCCUCUGCUUUGGGCUGAUCGCCCUCUGGAGCAAGGGCAAGGGCCACGUCAAACACCACACAACCUUUGACUUCGUGGCACCUCGGCCCUCCGGGGAUAAGAACUCCGGGGGGAACCGGGUCACAGCCAAGCUCUUCUGACCUUUCCUCCCACCCUGAGGAUCCAACUGAGUGCACUCCAGGUACCAAACCAGAAGACAGAACCAGAGCCACUUUGGACGGGACUGCACCCCGAGGAGCGCAGUUCACUCACACCUGCCUCUGCCUUGUGCCAGCAGCUGGGGAAGCUGGUCUCGGGCUGCUGCCCUGCGCUUUUCCAGUCUGAGGAUGGCACUGCCAUCUCUCCUCUGAGCGGCCCAGGGAGCUACAGAUACAGACCCUGUGGUUAGCCCGGCCUUCCCUUAACCACCCCAUCAACACCUACGCACAACACACGAACCAUAACCAAGGUUCCAGCCUGCUAUUCUAACCACUGGGCUUCCUUCGCACGCUUAUAACUUUAAUAACCAAUGCCACCUGCCAGCUGCAGCCACAAGAUUAUUUCAGAGGUGGGGCUGGGAAGUACCACUUGGUUAAUGGGGUCCCUGGUCCUCACCCACACAGCCUGCCUUUCUUUUCUGGUCCGCAGCCCCAGCCUCUAGGUGCAAGGAACUAGAGCCGGGGGGUGCGCAGCUAAGGAGAAGGGCACGCAUGCGCGGGUGGGGAGGGCAGACCACACAUCUGCACGGGCCUCGGCCGCCUUCCUGUCUGAGCAUGAAACCUGCUGCCCCAAAGCCACCAGAGGCACAGCCAGGACAAAUCAUGAUCUCUGGAACUUGCUUUACCUCGGUUUAUUCCCUUCUCUCCUUUCUGCCUGCCCGCUGAUGAGGGUCUUGGUGACCUUGCCUCCACCUACCCCAGCCUGCCACUGAAGGCAGAGGCCAUGUGUCUGGAGAGCUCAGCACUUCCCGCUGACCACUCAACUCUUUUCCUUUUACUUCCCAUCUCUGGAGCUGAGGAGAGAUUCCUGCACCUCCCAAGGGAUGCCUGUGCAGAAAUCCCGGCGUAGGACACCUAGCUCCUUCCCUUCUACAUUUCUAAUAGAUCCCUAGUGCCCUUGGGGGGAAACCAGAAGGGACCGCCUAGAAAAUGACUAAUAAAUGCCAGAAACUGCCUCUGUCGGAGAGACCCAGCCUGGAGGAAGAAGGGCGGGGGACUGAGCAAGCUGUAGGGAAAGGGGAGGAAACAGGGGUGCAGAGGGUACAGCCUGCCUGGUUCCUUUCCACUGCAGUGCACGUGCGUGCACACACACACACACGCCCAUCUUUACCACGGUCCCAGUGGGAAGCUGUCUCUGGACAGACAGAGGGGAAGCAGAUGAGCCCCAGAACUGCCGAGUACCCCGGAGUGUGGCUCACACAGAGGACAAAGCAGAGCUCCGGAAAGUGCAGGUGCUGAAAAUCAAGGGACAGGACAGCAGCCUCAGCAUCGGGGGAAGACCAGGAGUGGAAGGGAGCAGAGGGGAGCGAGAGGAGGGACGGACAAGUGAAAAGUCACUGGGGGGCUCUGAGCCUUUCUGCAGCAGCACCUGCCCGUGUCCUUAGGUCCUUAGUUUCCCUCCUCCUAGUGGAGUUCUCGCCCACCGGCCCCACGCCAAAGGCACCCUGAGCUACCUAGCUGCCGCCUGUCCUUGCUCUGAGGAGAGCCCAUUCAUUACCACAGCACCGCUCAAACUGCCCAUCAGGUCAGGUGCUGAGCUCUGCAGUGGGGCCGAGGGGCCUGAGCCCGGACAGACCUGCGCUCUUGAGAAAUGCCAUCCCUGCGCCCCAUCCCCCACACACAGCUCAGCACCCAGCAAGCCCCCUCUCGAGCCCCCGAUGGUCCC